Molecule: messenger RNA, 495 nt
Organism: Penicillium verhagenii
Lineage: Eukaryota; Fungi; Ascomycota; Eurotiomycetes; Eurotiales; Aspergillaceae
Product: hydrophobin family protein
Exons: 2
Coding region: 1-495 (164 amino acids)
Cellular component (GO): fungal-type cell wall
Molecular function (GO): structural constituent of cell wall
Source: RefSeq, a predicted model, not a curated record
AUGCAGUUCACUAUCUCCGCCGUUCUCGCUCUCGCUGGCCUCGCUGCCGCCCUUCCCCCUGCUGCUCCUCCCAGCGCUGGUGGUGUCGGUAACGCCAACGGUGUUGGCAACAAGGGCAACACCAACGUCCGCUUCCCUGUCCCCGACAGCAUGACUGUCAAGCAGGCCCAGGCCAAGUGUGGUGACCAGGCUCAGCUCUCUUGCUGCAACAAGGCCACCUACGCUGGUGACACCACCGAUGUCAACUCUGGCAUGCUCGGUGGCACUCUCAGCAACCUGAUCGGUGGUGGCUCCGGCUCCGACGGUCUCGGUAUCUUCGACCAGUGCUCCAAGCUGGAUCUCCAGAUCCCCAUUCUCAUUGCCAUUCCCAUCCAGGACUUGGUCAACCAGAAGUGCAAGCAGAACAUUGCCUGCUGCCAGAACUCCCCCUCCAGCGCCAACUCCGACCUCAUCGGUCUUGGCCUCCCCUGUGUUGCCCUUGGCUCCGUCAUCUAA